Macadamia integrifolia is the source of this 2652-nucleotide messenger RNA. RefSeq lists its product as uncharacterized. The transcript is spliced from 7 exons. Gene Ontology annotation, biological process: Golgi vesicle transport. Lineage: Eukaryota; Viridiplantae; Streptophyta; Magnoliopsida; Proteales; Proteaceae. The coding region runs from base 248 to 1075 and encodes 275 amino acids. Gene Ontology annotation, cellular component: membrane. The record is from RefSeq and is a predicted model, not a curated record.
AUUCUGAAACUACAAUGGCAAUACCCUCUUCAAUGAGUUGUCUGUAUCCUCUCAUGGCCGCAAUUAGAAAUCCUCUUCAAGUGCUCCGAGAAUCCUGAGGUACACAUAUCAUAAUGGUUUCUAGAAUCUUGACCUGUACCCUCAUGACGCCUGGGAAGCUUAAGCCUAUCAGGCAUGAAUCGUCACCAUCAACGAAACGGUUUAAUAUAAUUUCUGGAAUGGGACCAUUAGCGCAGAACACUCAACUAUGAGGAUCUUUGGCACAUGUGUCUGCUUGAAAGCUUUCUCCCUGCGAGCCACUGGGAAGGCCAAUAUAUAUAGACGGAAGGGGGAAUCUCUGAUGGCUUCGAAUUUCGAUCGGUGGGAGAAGGAUCCGUUCUUCUCCGCGGCUGAGGAAGUUCAGGAAUCUGCCGACAGGAUGGAAUCCGUGUAUAGAACUUGGAUACAUGAAAGCAAGGAUGCGUCGAGCAUCUGCGAUGUCGAUGAGCUUCGUAGGGACUUACGUACCUCCCUUGGCACUGCCAAAUGGCAGUUGGAUGAGUUUGAGCGGGCCGUCGGCUCGAGCUAUGUCGGGAGUUCUAGCUCGGCCAAGGAUGGGAGAGCUAGGCAUAGGCAAUUCAUUGUUGCUAUCGAGGAUAAGAUAUCUACGGUUGAGAACUCGUUAAAGGAAUCAGUCGUCGCGGAAGGCAAGUCGACGCUACCUUGGGUUCGUUUGGAUGAAGGAGAACGGGAUGAGCUCGCGUUGUUUCUGUCGGGACCUUCGGUAGGUAGGGCGCACCCCCUGCUACGGUUGCUGCUAGGGACGAAGAAGAAGGGAAUUUGCAGGCAGUGCGUGGAGAGGCAGUGUCUGGUUGUUCGAAGAAUUCUUCGCAUUCCACACAAGAGACUAAAGAGGAGAGGUUGCCCGGGUAUAGGAGGACUGCAAGCGCCAGUGCUGACAUUGGUGACUGGAAGAUUGCAGUUGCCGACGAUAAUUCCAGUCGGAGGUCUUUCGAUGCCAUGCCCGAUCGUCCUCCUUCUAGGGUUUUUAGUUUUUCUGGACUCCUCGGAGCCAUGGAGCCCAUUCCCAUGUUGAAUUGGUCGAAGAAUGGUUUCAGAAAAUGGAAGGCUGGAGAUCGUCGUCAACCAACCGAUGCUGUGCCAUUGCGGCCACAACAGUUGAGUCGGGGAAUAGAUGCAUGUUAUGAAAGAAGUAAGAGCUGCCUUGAUAGCUGUGACGACGCUUAUGAUAAGCAGUUAUAUGGCUGGUUUGGAGCUGUUCAAAGACAACUUCAAAGGUCCCAAUAUUAUAUCCAAUAUAGUCGGCCAAUUCAAGUUGCAUUUGGGGUUGCUGUUGUCCUUUGCCUGAUCGCACUGCAAUCGAAGGAUGGAAUCUUUCUGACGGCAGGAAAUGGAAAUGGAGGAAACGGAGGCAGAGUAGAUAUGGUGAUGCAGCGCCCAACGAUUGGGCUUCAAAGGGGGUUUAAACCUUGCCUUUAAUUUGGGGCUAUUAAUCCAGUUGAUCUCUGCUCAGGUUAACCAUCGAUUCUGCCAAGAUGCACCAUCGAUCUGCAGAGCUAUAUUCCAGAUUUGGAUAGAUUUCGAGUCAGCCUAAAGAGGACCAAAUUCUGCCCAUUUCUGCCUUAUCAACCAGCUGACUUGUAGGGAUGAGUUUGAGAGAAGAUCAGCAUAUUUGGGAGAUUUUCUUCGAAUUUGUUUUUCUCGCAUGGAGUGCAGUCUAAGGUGGGAAAAAUAUUCUUUUGGAUCGGAUUUGGUGGUUGGCAGUAGUAGUCACAGGGGUACAGUGAAGGCUGGGAGUAUAGGUAUUCUUCCUUCCGGCAAUUGAUAUAUGCAUUUUUCUUGUUUUGUAGCAUGGCAGAAAGUUCCAUGCUCAGAAUGCUUUGUAAACUAUUUGUGUGGAGACCACGAUCUUUUUUUUAAUUUUUUUAUUAUUUUUUUUAAAUUUCAAGAUUAAUUGUAUAUUCGUUGUUGUUAAGAUCCCAGGAGAACUCAAUUGGAAAAUUAAGUAAAGGUGGCCCAAGAUUGAUACAUUUGUUGUGCUGGGUAUUUCGUUUACAAAACUACUAUAGUUCUAAGAAAUAUAUACUUUAGUCAAAAAAAGAGGAAAAACAGUGGCUGCAGGUAUUUUGUGGAGAGUGAUGACCUUCUAUCUCAGUGGACGAAAGGUCGAAAGAACCAGCAGUGGGCGUAUCUGAGUUUUGCUAGAAGCCUAGAACGGUGAGGAAAAGUCCAAUUGGAGCUCUCAGCCCCGUGGUAACGUUUACUGGAGAUCUGCCACAUCACACCAUGCCACGCGACGCUGUUGCAUUUAUUUUGACCUGUAAUCUUCUUCUACGGCAGCCAUCUUUGGGAGCUCAUUGAAAAGGCCUUCUCAGUUGUCUUGAUCGAGAAGACAAUGUGCUCCGAUUUAAGGUAUUUAUUUUAUCACAUGGACAGAUGAUAUGUCUAUUCCGACAGUUAGAUAGAGUAAACAUGAUUUAGAUUAGUCAUGUCAAAUUUCAAAGUUUAAUUCUAUAGAAUCCAUGUAUAUCCAUGCAUGUGUACCAAUGUUCUAAACAUUAUUGUGUUACAUAUGGAUAGCUGCUCAAAAAGGAAACAGUUGAAAAAGAUCCGUCUUCAGUUUAAAGAAAUUUGAUUUUUUUUUUUUACACC